This is a messenger RNA of Fonsecaea pedrosoi CBS 271.37, 384 nucleotides long. RefSeq lists its product as uncharacterized. Bases 1 to 384 code for a protein of 127 amino acids. The record is from RefSeq and is a predicted model, not a curated record. The transcript has a single exon. Lineage: Eukaryota; Fungi; Ascomycota; Eurotiomycetes; Chaetothyriales; Herpotrichiellaceae.
AUGGAUUCAGGAUUCCACAAAGUCGGCCAUGGAGCUUCAACACUGUUCCUGCACGACGAGCACAUGCUCAAACAGUCACAUCUUGCUGGUGGCAUGCAACGAAAUGCAUUCUUGUCAGACAAGCUGAGCACCACCGAGAUGCUGGCGGAAGGGGAAAUCGAUGCGUUCCUUCAUCUAGCUGCUGACAUCGCAGCCCGUGGAGCGAAACCAAGCACUAGAAAGCAGUCUAGUCUGGUACUGAGAAUUCACACUCGAGACGACAAGCACCGUCAUGACUCUCCCUUGGCACCGAAAGGAGUCGCCGCAGGCAGUGGCUUCGUGUAUGCAAAAGAGCCAUCCUCCAGGGCCCUCGGUCAUGUCCUGCAGGUCAAAAGUUUCCACUAG